Phytophthora infestans T30-4 is the source of this 1077-nucleotide messenger RNA. RefSeq lists its product as uncharacterized. Gene Ontology annotation, molecular function: protein dimerization activity. The transcript has 4 exons. NCBI's taxonomy places the organism in Eukaryota, Oomycota, Peronosporomycetes, Peronosporales, Peronosporaceae. The record is from RefSeq and is a predicted model, not a curated record. The coding region runs from base 1 to 1077 and encodes 358 amino acids.
AUGGACUUUGACGAGGACAUGUCGGGGCUGCAGAUAGAGGACCUGGGCGAGUAUUUCUUGCAGACAGACAUUAAUGAAAACUGGAAGGGGUUUUCAUUGGGCUACACGGAUGAGGAGCAGCAGCAAAACCUCAAGCAGGAAGCAGGCGCUCAUGCCACAGGAAAUACUGGCGUUUCUGGAGCUGCAACUAUGUCAAACCCUCAGCAUUUGACUUCUCCGCCACUGGCCAGUAUCUCGGAGAUGCUGAAGCAUGGCAAUGGACUCGGAGUAGGACUGGGUUUUGGCUCGCCCACGAAGGAUUUCGCCAAUCUUUUCCAGACUGGAUUGACCCCUGCAAGUGCCAAACCGGAUGUGGCAAUGAUAAAUCGAACGGCGAGAGAUGCGAUAGAAUUGGCGAAUUUCAGUCUGGAUCAACACAGGAAAGUGGCGGCUAUCAAACCUGCUGCUCCGAAGGUGCCAAGCUCGCAAUGUCAAAACAUUUUGAGCAAUGACGACGACGAUAUGAACACUUUCGGAGCGACCGCUUCGUUUAAACGUGAUUUUGACUUCAUGACCGUGGCAUGCGACCCUAGCGGAUGUUCGACGAUUGGCAGCACGGCGAUAGUGAGUGCACCGUCACCGACACCGGAAAACGACCGAGGAUACCGGAAGAAAUCACGUGAAAAGAUGCGACGGCAAGAGGUGAAUGUCAAGUUUGAAGAGCUAGUCGACUUGCUGGGACUCUCGAAUCGAGUUCGUAAGAGUGCGAUCUUGCAGGAAGCUGUGUCGGCUAUUAAGAGCUUGAAGCGAGAACGUGAUGAGCUACGUCGGGAUCGGGAUCGACUGCAGCAAGAAGUUAGCAAGUUGGCGACGUGUCUUCAAUACUCGCAUCUUGGAUCCGCGGCUGCUGCUAUGCAGCCCAGCCAGCAUAUGAACCCGUCCGGACAGCUCCUCAACCCGCACGAUCCACAAGUAGCAGUCUCAAGCGGAAUGCAGGCAGUACACACACAUCCGCUCAAUGUCCCAUGUAAUCCGGUAUGUACUGUAGGGCAAGCGGAACUGAACCUGAGGUCUUUUAGGUCUUUGGUUUCUAAUUAA